Messenger RNA from Coccinella septempunctata (seven-spotted ladybird), 567 nucleotides. RefSeq lists its product as uncharacterized. The record is from RefSeq and is a predicted model, not a curated record. The coding region runs from base 1 to 567 and encodes 188 amino acids. Lineage: Eukaryota; Metazoa; Arthropoda; Insecta; Coleoptera; Coccinellidae. The transcript has 2 exons.
AUGGCAUCAAACUGUAAAAUUGAAUUUCAAUUGCAUCAGGAUGACUGGGACACCUUCAUCGAACGUUUAGAAUUGUACUUCAUGGCAAACGAUGUAGAUCCUACUAAACAGGUCGCAGAGCUGCUAACAAAAGUAUGCGUGAAUUCUUAUUCCCUAAUCAGAUCCUUAGCUUCACCUGUAAAACCAAAAGACCUCAAAUAUGAUGAAAUUAUAAAAUUGGUUUCCAAUCAUCUUCAACCAAAACCUUCCGAAAUCUCCGAAAGAAACAAGUUUAAUUCUACAAGACAAGCUCCAAAUGAACCUGUGAACGACUUCAUUGUCCGAUUGAAACGUUUAUCAGUCAAUUGUAAUUUCGAGAAUUUGGAUACGUCACUUCGAGAUCAAUUUGUGAAUGGCAUCAGGGAUCAAAACGUAAAAGUGGAACUUUUCCGUCAAGAAAAACUGGAUUUCAACGGCGCAGUGAAAAUCGCCGUAGCACGCGAAUCUGCAGAAAGGGAUGCGGUGCGCAAUUCUUCGCCGAGGAGAGAUGGUAAUGGUGAUGUGAAUGACCUUGGUUUGGACGAAUGA